GAGCCAGGCGCGCGGACCUGAAAGUGAGAAGGGAAGGCGCGUGAGGCACGAGGGCAGCCCAGCGGCUGUUUCCCCUCUUGAUGGUGUUCAGUCGCCUGCCUGCGAUACUGCGAGUUUUGUUCCGUGUGCGGCUGCACCGACCGGUUGGGAGGGUGGGGGGAGGUGAGGAGGAGACGAUACUGUAUUUCAAGUUUUCAUCUUCGCCCUGAACCGUGGCGGCCCCGAGCAAAUCUCUGCUCUCCAGUUUGAGACGGCGCCGUGGAGACGGGUCUUCAGCCGCGGUUCCGAGAGCCCGGAGAGGCGAUGCGAUUCAUGGAUGAAGAAGGAGGAAGAGGCGAUGCGUUUUUCAAACUCGGUCACCGUUCCCUGCGCGAUCUGAGCCGACGGAAGGAUUUUUUCUUUCAGCCUAAAUCACAAUUUUAAAAAAAGCUCCUCAUGAUGAAAAAGAGGUUCUCCUUGAAAUACAUCAGCACUCCAAAUCUUGCGGUGCAAUCCGCAGAAGAAACAGUCCCCUGCAACACAUGCAAGGCCCAGGGAGGGGGACACUCUGUGCAGGAGGGGUCAGAGUUGGGGUCCCCAGAGGAAGAUAGCCCCCCCAGUACUCCCAGCAACAAAAACUGCCUUCACUCCCAUAGGAAUGGGAGCAGCCAUAUUGUGGCUCCAGAUGGAUACCCCAGAGGAAUAGCCGAUAUACCUCUAAUCAUGGAAGAGGGCCUAAAACCCCCAAGGCGAAGUCACCUGGACAGUGGUUUAGCCAAUGGCGUCCACAGUCAGGACUCGGAGAUGGAGAACGAAAAGCGGAACCCGUCCAAGAUCUUGCGCCUCUUUUCCACUCCGCGGAAAAGGAGCAGUUCCGGCUCCGAGGGGCCUCGGUCCGUGACGGCCUUGGGGAACUCCCCCACGUGGAACGCCCUCUCCUCCCUGAGGAAGAUGGGCUCUUUCAAAAAGCUCAGGUCGUCCGUCUUCCAGGGCAUCCAGGUCAAGGAGGGCCUCGGCGUCGCGGGCGAGGAAGGAGCCGGGGGCGCACCGGAUGAGCCGCUGUCGAACGGGGGGGGCGCCUCGGCCCCCGCCGCUGGUCCCGUGGAGCAGGGCGCGGGUUCGGACGGCUCGGAAGCCGAGGACCAGGAUGACUCCUUCCUGAGGAACACGCACCGAUCGCGGAGCAUCCGCAGGGCGUACGGGGCCGGCCGCAUCCCCCUGCUUGACGUCAGGCGGGGGAAAGCCCCGGACGAGAGCCCCGGCCCGCAAGGCGAGCCGCCCGAACCGGCACCGGACGGCCGCAAGGUGGUGUACAGGCGGAGCAAAAGCACCGACGGCCUCAACUUCCUCAAGAAGAACUCUUUCAAGCGGAAGUCCACGUCCAACCUGAUGGAGCUCAAGGCCGCCGGUGACAACCACAGGACGGGGAGGGCGGUCAGCGCCUCCUCCGUGGACGCGCUCGACGACCCGCCUGGCAGCUCGGAGCGGGCGUCCAGACGCUGGAAGAGCCCGAUCGGGGCCAGAGACUUGGACCGCGUGCUGAGGCUGGUGAGCAGCAAGACGGACCAGGCGGUGCAGGGGAAGGAGAGCCUCCCGGAGGGCACGGCGAGGAGCAGCGCCAGACCUCAGAGCCAGCUGCACGAUGACUACUCCCGGCGGGUCUCCAGCUGCACGGAGCUGGACCGCCGUCGCUGCCUGUCUUUCACCAGGAGCCCCGCAAACUCCCCGCCCAAACCGGACGCGGCGGGGCGCCGGACCCCAGAACCUGCCGAAAGCAUGGACACGCGGCAGCCCUCUUCCGCCAGCGAGCCCUCCCCUUGCGUGAGCCCUGACUUCACAAGCCCCCUCAGCCCCCUCAGCCUCGGCGGCGCUAACAAUGAGGUCUUCUAUCCCGACUACAGCUGCGAGCCACAAAGCCCCGCUCAGUUUCCCUGCGGCACAGAGCACCAGCAGCCCCUCGCACGGCCCAGACCCGCCGCUGAGCCUUGGAGCCCCGGCGCCGGGAGGAUGGAGUGUGGCAGGACCUUGCGCUGUUCCAGCCGGCGCAGCACGCUCUCCCUCAGCUCCGUGGACAGCGACGCGCGGACGGACGGGCCGGCUCCCAAGCCCGGGAAGAGCCCCGUGUCGUUCCAGGAUCCGGCGCGCGCGGCGUACUACGACGACACGAACGAGGACAGCGGGGUCAGCAGCCAGUCGCAGCUGAGCCUCAACACCCCGCCUGCGGGAGAGGACAAGAAAGGGGAGGUGGCCGCCGAGGACAGAUGGCGAAGCUCGUUGGCUGGCGACGGGAUGCCGAGGGGCGGGGGCGCGGGCCGGGACAGGACGCGGCCUCGGCCCCUGUCGGAUUACGGCCAGCUGGCGGACCGGGCGCUGUCCAUCCCCGAGGACGGCGUGGUGGAAGAGUGCGGCGCCGGGGAGGCCCGGCCCAGCUCCGCGCAGCAGCUGUGGCGCCGGAAGCGUCGGCCCAUCUCCGUAAUUGGGGGGGUCGACCUCUUCGCUCACCCCAGCCCGGAGGAGAUGGAGGAGCUGCUCACUCAACCCCUCCCGAGACCCCCCAUCCCGUCCCACCAGGUGCCUCCUUACAGGGCGGUGUCGGCCCGGAUGCGCCCGUUCGCCUUCUCCCAGAGCACACCCAUCGGGCUGGACCGGGUCGGCCGCAGGAGACCAAUGAGAGUGGCCAGCACGGACGGGGGGGCCCCGUCCUCCACGCUGGUGGACGACAAUGGGAGCGAGGAAGACUACAGCUUCGAGGAGCUGGCCGAGGGCAGCCCUCGGUACCUGCAGCCUGGCGGGGAGCAGCUCGCAGUCAACGAGCUGAUAGGCGAGGGCACGCCGGUCCACGCGGAGGCGCUGUGGGACCACGUCACCCUGGACGACCAGGAGCUGGUGUUCAAAGCGGGAGACGUUAUCCGCGUGCUUGAUGCUUCCAACAAGGACUGGUGGUGGGGAAGGAUCAACGACAAAGAGGCCUGGUUCCCUUCCAGCUUUGUCAGACUCAGGGUCAACCAGGAGGAGUCGCUGGGCGAAAGCGCAGAGAGCACCCAGGACGAAGAGGACCCCCCGCCCAGGGAGCCCCGACACAAGACCUCGGAGCACAAGGGCCAGAUGAGGACCAACGUCGUCAAGGAGAUCAUGAACACCGAGCGCGUCUACAUCAAGCACCUGAGGGACAUCUGCGAGGGCUACAUCAAGCAGUGUCGGAAGCACACAGGAAUGUUCAGCGAGAGCCAGUUGAAGACUAUUUUUAGCAACAUUGAGGACAUCUACAAAUUCCAGAGGAAGUUCUUAAAGGACUUGGAGAAGCAGUACAACAAAGAAGAGCCUCACCUGAGUGAAAUAGGCUCCUGCUUCCUGCUGCAUCAAGAAGGCUUCUCAAUCUAUUCAGAGUACUGUAAUAAUCACCCCAGUGCCUGCACUGAGCUCUCUCACUUAAUGAAGCACGGCAAAUACCGCCAUUUCUUUGAGGCCUGCCGUCUCCUGCAGCAGAUGAUUGAUAUUGCUAUCGAUGGUUUCCUGCUCACUCCCGUGCAGAAGAUCUGCAAAUACCCCCUGCAGCUAGCAGAGCUGCUGAAGUACACGACGCGCGAGCACAGUGACUACAAGAACAUCUCCGCUGCCUACGAGGCGAUGAAAAACGUCGCUUGCCUCAUCAAUGAAAGGAAGAGGAGGCUAGAGAGCAUAGACAAGAUCGCGCACUGGCAGGUCUCUAUCGUCAACUGGGAGGGGCCGGACGUUUUAGGCCGCAGCUCUGAACUGAUCCACAGUGGAGACCUGACCAGGAUCUCCAGGCAGGGGAAGACGCAGCAGAGAACCUUCUUCCUGUUCGACCACCAGCUCAUAUUCUGCCGGAAGGACAUCCUGCGCAGGGACAUGCUCUACUACAAGGGGCGCAUGGACCUGGACGACAUGGAAGUCCUGGACGCGGAAGACGGCAAGGACAGGGACCUCAACGUGACCGUGAGGAACGCCUUCAAGCUCCGCGGCCGGUCCACGGGCGAGGUGUGUGCCUUCUCCGCCAAGAAGCCGGAGGACAAGCGUAGGUGGCUGCGGGCCUUCGAGGACGAGAGGAAGAGGGUGAAGGAGGACAAGGAAAUGGGAAUGGAAAUAACCGAAAACCAGAGGAAACAAGCCAUUCUGAAUGCUCGAAAGUCAAGACAAGGAAAGCUGAAAGGCGUGGCCUACAACGGGUGCCCUGCGCCCCCUCCGCACCAGUCCCUGCACCCAAUCCAUCAGCGGCACCUCGCCUUGCCCGCCAGCAUUCCGCAGCAGAAGGUCUUCUCCCUGGCGGAGCCCAAGCCGAAGCCUUCGCCGUUCUGGCACAGUUUCACACGGCUCGCCCCGUUCAAGAAGUGAGUGGGCCCCCCGGUGGCGGCUGGCGGACCUGCAGCCGGGCCUGGCGGACCGAGCGCUGCCCCCCCCCACAGGUGACCCUUGCCCGCCCCUCUCGCCCGGAGGCACAGAGCCGGGAAAGCAGAGGGAGGUCACGUGGAGCACGGACGGACAGGAAGUAUUUUGAUUUUGCUGGUUCGAGAAGGAACCAACAAAAAAAAAAAAAAAACCCUGCAGAAGUGCGCCUUUUGUUUCGACCGUACAGUAUAUACCGCUGGAAUUUGUAUAUCGAAAUAAGAAUAUGCACAAGUUGAAUUAAGCAACGUUUAGAAAUAUAUUUUCUCCGACGUUACAUCUCCUUGAAGGCUGGAUCCUUUUUAAAUGUUAGUAGGCAUUUCAAACUGUGAGUUUAGAGGGUGUGUACAAUAUCUAUCAAACAUAGUUUGUUUCCUGAUGCAUUUUACUGGAGACUGGUAGUCUUUAUUUAAGUCAGAAAUAUAAUCUUGGAGCACAUUUUUAGGCAUAAGAAUAAAUUCUAGAGCUGUCCCGAGUAUGCGAGUGUAUUUUAUUUCUUUAAUAGUUUUUUUCAUUCACAAAUUUAUUUGAUUGAAUAACGACGAGUGACGGCAUCUUUUUCAGGUGUCUCUGGUCUUUGCACAGGAUUAUUUUAACAAAUCCUUGACAGACCAGAGAUGGUCUGAGCUUGGAUUAACGAUGUGACGAUGGCAUGCAGUCUCUUUCCGAGUGCUGUACCCAAACACAAUCUGGUCAAAUUGUGUUUGGCUGUCUGUGGCCAUUAUUCCAGUUUCAACCAGUGUGUUACUACUGUCUUCAGAAUCCCUACACUCUGCUGUUUGGUGUUGCGUUUCCCCUCAGGAGCUCUGUGCCUUAAUGCAGUUAAACAUUGUUUAACCCAACUGCAGGCAACCUCAGCAUAGCUGCUUCAAUAUAACAUUUGAGUUGCAUAUUAAUACCUGUGGAUCACUGGUACUCAGUAAGAAACUCUUUUAUAGCACCUUUAAAUGCAAUCAUCUUAAGUGAAAUUAUGCAUUUCUUAGAAAAAAAUGCAUAGUUUGUAUAUGUUGGGGACAAAAAAACAGACUAUCUCUUCAGGUAUAAUAAAGGAACGAUUCAUUUUGAAAGGGGUAAGCUUGGCAUUCAGCUGAAAACUGUCAAACGUUCUCAUGAAGAUAUUAGCUUUCGGAACUGGCUUUGGGAAGCAUUUGGAGUUAAGAGUACAAUGACUUCCCUGAGGAGGGGUAGAUGUCUCUAGCUCAACGUAAGCACACCUACUGUAGCCCAAGAGAAGGCUGAGGAUAGUGCCCUCAUUACCUCUAUAAACUCUUUUACCAGCAUGUGUCCUUAUGUAUUUAAAUCCAAAAAAUAAAAGCUUUUGUUUCUGGUGUUGAAUGCCUACAUGAAGCUGAAUGCCAGUUGAUGGGCUUUGUUUGUAGCAAUGUGUUGGAUUUGUUACUGACAGCUCUGCAGAACAAUAUCUAUAACAAAAAGUCAGGUGCCUCUUAUUUUAUGAAUUUUUACCUCCAUGACUACUGUGUCUAACAGUUACAUUCCAGAGUCGUGCUAAGCAUUCGCUCUUGUUUCACAUUCAUGCGUUCUGUUAUGCCUAAAAACGUCUGUAUGGAAAGUGUUAAGACACAACUAAGGAACCUGUUUCCUAAUUUCUGUGUGGCUAAAUUCAGUAAUCCCUGUACCAGGAUGUUCAUUUUCAAUGUACCACAAGAAUGGUCUUUUUUUUAUUGUAUGAAAAAUUAACCGUCCAGAUGUUUUUUUUAUUACGUCCUUAUUAAAUUAAUUCACAAACAAAAUCGUGGAGUAAGAUU
This is a messenger RNA of Lepisosteus oculatus (spotted gar), 6149 nucleotides long. It is a transcript of the gene spata13, whose product is annotated as spermatogenesis associated 13. The record is from RefSeq and is a predicted model, not a curated record. NCBI's taxonomy places the organism in Eukaryota, Metazoa, Chordata, Actinopteri, Semionotiformes, Lepisosteidae. Gene Ontology annotation, molecular function: guanyl-nucleotide exchange factor activity; protein binding.